CCUUGUGCUUGGUGGUUCUCUCCUCGUCUCGGAAGCGAUUUUCUGCUGGUUUCCUUUUUCAAAACUGUCUUCGCAGUUACCCUACUUGUUAACUGCAUCAAGGACAGUCAGGCUUCAGCCGCUGAGAGUUCCUGUCAGAUCAGAUGUUGAACCCCCGGGGCAGAAGUCACCCCCGUGUUGGCACUCUCCGGUCUACCUCAGCGAUUUCUACUUUCAGCGGGUGCACGGUUGGGGUCAAGUUCUUACUUAGCACCACAGUGUUGUUUUUAUCGGAGACUGUUACUCAGCGGACUAAAGAAGAACGGGAUUAACCUUACCAUAUGCUUCUUGAUCGUCCUAGAGUUCCUUUACCGGGACGUAGAGAACACAAGCAUUAUAAAAAUUGGCUAGAGAUUUACUCCACCCGUCCUUGGAAGAGGAAAAGAAAAAACAUAAGAAGAAACGUCUAGUUCAAAGCCCAAAUUCCUAUUUUAUGGAUGUAAAAUGCCCAGGUUGCUACAAGAUUACCACGGUUUUCAGCCAUGCUCAGACGGUGGUUCUUUGUGUAGGCUGUUCAACAGUGUUGUGCCAGCCAACGGGAGGAAAGGCCAGACUCACAGAAGGGUGUUCAUUUAGAAGAAAGCAACACUAAUGAUCACACAACCUCUUGAAUUUGUGUUCUAUCGCAGAAAGCCUUAUCAGUUCAAUAAUUCCGGUUAAUCUACCAAGAUAAUGUAAUUAUGUUUAAUUUUGUAAGGUAUACAACAGUCAUCUCCUAUUUUGGUGUCAGUUUUUCAAUAAAGUUUUGAUUAUGGGCAAA
Molecule: messenger RNA, 799 nt
Organism: Prionailurus viverrinus (fishing cat)
Lineage: Eukaryota; Metazoa; Chordata; Mammalia; Carnivora; Felidae
Gene: RPS27L
Product: ribosomal protein S27 like
Exons: 4
Coding region: 473-631 (52 amino acids)
Biological process (GO): translation; ribosomal small subunit assembly
Cellular component (GO): cytosolic small ribosomal subunit; ribosome
Molecular function (GO): structural constituent of ribosome; RNA binding
Source: RefSeq, a predicted model, not a curated record